[Torrubiella] hemipterigena is the source of this 3488-nucleotide messenger RNA. NCBI's taxonomy places the organism in Eukaryota, Fungi, Ascomycota, Sordariomycetes, Hypocreales, Clavicipitaceae. The record is from the annotation of a GenBank genome assembly.
CGGGGUUAGCUGAGAAGUGUGAGCAAGCAUUGUAAUACUGCAAAAUUCGUUCCCAAAAGCUCAACUUCAUUAAAUCAUGGCCAAGUUUAACGUUGAUAACUUUAAUCUAGGAAAUACAGUAGGCGACGCUAGUAAAGACGUCCACGUUGAGAAAUCUGUGCUAGCCGAUAUCAUCACGGUCGCUCACGAAUGUAGCAGUUGCCUUCAAACACUAUGCAGCUUAGAUGGAGAACCUUGUGGCUUGGGAUCAGAAGCAAAAAAUAAUAUGAUAUGCUUCAAUAUUUGGAUAGAUUCAUCGGGGGUUUUUCGAGAAGCGAGUGGUUCCCUUACGAGUAAACUGCGAUUCAUGCCCGAUAUUAGCACGAAGAUUCAAAACUUGUUACUCAGUCUCCGAAAUAAUCUUGGCAAGUUCUAAGGAAGAGUUCACAGAUUCAACAUUAUAUAUACAACUUACUAAUACGAUUUCUUAGAAUCGGAGAUUUCGAAGACAAACGAAGAGCAAAAAAUAGAGAGUGGAAGUGAUGGUUCUUCGGAUCGAUCUUCAACGUCAUAUCGACUAUUCAAGGGCCCCCAGAAAGAUAUACCGAUUUCCCAGAAUCACUUCUGGACUUCUAUUCAAUCCAAAAUCACAAGUUUACGACAACUCGAUAUUAUCUUACACCUCGAGAACGCGAAAUAUAGACAGGCUCGCCUUGGUCAGCUGAUUGCAAAUAGUCAGUAUCGGAGGAUGUAUAUGGUUUCUAAAGAGCGAGCUUUUGAACUAGUUUCCAACAUAUUUACGAAAGCAUCACUUCAUCUCCGAGACCGAAUUGCGGAGUCUAUCGCAACAAGGAGAGUUUGGCUGUUGGAUUUAGGCCGUCGUCAACCUAAGAGACACCUCACCGAUACUGUUGACGAGUAUACAUCUGCCAAGCGCACUCUAGCAUUAAUUUUGGGCGCCAAACAGCCUUUGACAUUGAAGAAGCUCCCAUCACUGUUGGAAACCACAACGGAUACUUCAGGUUUAUCUCCAUCCACAGAUAUAAAACGCGAAGAGCUGAACAAUACGAAGUCAGAGACGUCAAGAGAUAUUUCUGCCAGCCUUCUUCCACCCAUGCCGAAACUUCAGUUCGACGGUACCCGUUUCACCUGUCCAUUCUGCUUCAUAAGCUGCUCGGCAACAGACAUUAAAACCACCGAAUCGUGGAAGAAGCAUUUGAUCCACGACCUUGAACCAUACUUCUGUGUUUUUGAUUCGUGUAAAAUGCCCGCGACCUACAGUAUAUCAUAUGAGUCAUGGUUACAGCAUAUGAAAAUAAAGCACAUGAAAACCGAGUGGUAUUGCUGGUUUUGUCAAUCUGGCCCUUCCUUGAAGAGAUUCUCAACAUCUAUAGGCUUGGAAGAUCACUUAGAGAACCACCAUUCAGACAGGACUACAGAAUCGGUUCGUGCUACUAUUAGCAAGUAUAGCGUAUUACCUCAGCAGCUAGCUUUAGCUUCCUGCCCGUUUUGCGCCUGUUCCUCGAAAGAUAUCGAAACUCACUUGUUAAAUCAAGAGAGUUAUGAUGGAUUUGAUGCCUGGAGCAAGCAUAUUGGUGAUCAUUUGAUAGAUGCUUCAUUUAUGAUGCUUCCAAGAGACUACGAUCGACAAGAUCAACAGGAAAGCAACUCAAUGGAACAAUCGCUACUCCAGAACGAUAUCAAAUACAACGAUACGGGGGGCCAUAAAACACCAUUCCAUGAGUCACCUGAAAUUCAGCCUGCGCACUUGAGGGAACAAUUUAAGGAUGAUUCUGUAGGAGUACAGCUAGCGUCACAGAUGCUAAAGACGGAAAGAGCUAACCCACGAUUACUGGGAUUGUCAGUUCCAAGAGUUGUUACACGCGUUGACACGUUUGUAACUAUGGCUACCAAAACAGCUUCAGGUCGGCGCUUGAGGAGAUGGAGUCCAAAGGCGAUCCUUGGCUGUCUCAUGUGUCGGCGGCGCCGCGUGAAAUGCGAUGAGACUAGGCCAGCUUGCAAGCGAUGUGCAGCAGUGGGGAUGCGAUGCGCAUUCUCGAAGCUUGAACUCGAGCAGUCGCUUGCUAAAAUUCGCAUUCAAGACCAACAAGUAUAUCUAACGGAAGUUGAAGGGAAACGGCUCGCAGACGUCCAUACGCUACUGCACAUCAUGCCAGAGGUUUUCAAACUUCAAACUAAGAUUCCGGCUAAAGGCUCCUUGGGAAUUACUGUACGCAACAGUAUGGCUCUCUAUCUACCAUUUCUACCAAGUCGGGCCGGUCAUCACUCAGCGUUGGACUCAGCGAUACAUAGCCUUGCCUCAUCUGUGUUUCUGUAUUAUUCGAUGCACAGCAUACCAGAGGGUACAAAUAUUAAUAUCCUCGAUCGGAGAAAGGCUCUUGCAUUACACAGUCAAGCAGUAUUGAAGUUACAAAAGGCUUUAUACGAUCCAGAAGACUCUUUCUCUGCUGAGACUCUAUGCGCCAUGGUUCUACUUGGUUCUCAAGAAUUUUUUAUAAAUCCUUCGUCAAACACCUACCGUAGGGGCUAUCUAUCUGGUAUACAACAAAUUAUACAACAUCGCGCGCCACAACGGUUUACAUCGAGAAUGGAGCUACACCUCUUGCAUUAUCACGUUGAGUUCAUAAUAUUCAGUGCCUUCUAUUCCCACGAGCAUUGCUUUUUAAUCGAGUAUAAAUGGCAAAAAGUUCUUCACAAUAUCGCGUCAAUCUCAACAGAACUAGCAGUAACCAUUGUGUGUUUGCUAUACACUGGCUUCGUGUUUAAGCUUGUUUUAGAAGCAGAUAACUUCAUAAACAGUGCUAUACAGCGACGAGAAGAACAAAGAGGGCUUCUUGACAAACUAAAAACCCUUAAUCCAUUUUAUGAGUGGUACAGGAUCUACGAGGCUAAACAAAUGAGCUCCGUGUUAGCAAGUACCGACAUGCAUAUACAAAACAUAGAUGAAAUAUGCGCACGUGGGACAAUUUUCACGUCAUUUCCGGUCGAGGAAGUAUUUUCAAUCUUGAGAUUUAUGGUGCUCUGGCUUUCUGUGGCUCUGGGUAGUCCAGCUGAGCGGGACAUAAAUCCAGACCUACACGCUCUAGCAUAUAUGUCGAAGUAUAAUUCAACGCGAAACGAGCAACAAGGACAACCUGCAGCAUGGGCGUCAGUACUGCAUAGAACAAUAUUUCUACCUAUUAUGGAUACUGCUAAUGAGUGGAUGAGUCACUCUAGGUUGUUGCCUGAAAAGCAUCCGGCGCAUGGAGAAGGUCUUGUAAUUCCACGGGCAGUGUUCGGGCGCUGGAUAAAACAUAUGAAAGUUUGUGGAGGCAGUGAUGGCUUUGACACAUGGCAAAAGCUACAGUAUUAAUGCCUAUAGAUGCUUAUGAAUUGAAGGUUUAAAUAGUGUAGAGCAUAUAAGCAUAUGCGUUUUAUUGGCGUAAACAAUUUAUACUCGAGACUCGCUACAGCAGAUGGGGGUAUUGAAAUAUUUUCCAGAGGCACAC